CGCAUGUUUCAUCAAUUCUAUGUGAAGGCAGAAGACCAAGAUUACUUACGUUUCCUUUGGUGGGAGGAAGGAAAUCUGGAAGCUCAACCAUCUAUCUACCGGAUGAAAGUCCACCUGUUUGGUGCAGCUUCCUCCCCAGGCUGCGCCAACUUUGGACUAAGACAUCUUGCUGAUGAAGGACGGGGAAGAUUCAGUGAAGACACAAUUCAGUUCAUCAAAGGAAAUUUUUACGUUGACGAUGGGCUGGCAAGUGUCACAUCUCAAGAGCAAGCCAUCCAGCUAGUGAAGGAAGCAAGAGAACUCUGCAGCACAGGCAAACUCCGGCUGCAUAAGUUCAUCUCAACCAGUGAGGAAGUCAUGGCCACAAUUCCUAAGGAGGAAUGUGUUGCGGCUGCCAAAGAUCUGGACAUGGCGCUAGGUGAACAUCAUGUGGAAAGAGCGCUUGGCAUUCAAUGGUGUGUGACCUCAGAUGAAUUCCAGUUCCGAGUAGUCGUCAAACAGAAUCCACUCACCCGAAGAGGAGUCUUGUCCACGGUUGCCUCAAUAUUUGACCCACUCGGAUUCGUGGCACCGUUCAUCCUGGUAGGGAAAAAGAUUGUCCAGCAGAUGUGUCGCGACAAGCUCAGUUGGGAUGACACCUUACCUGACGACCUGAGACCUCUCUGGGAAUCCUGGCUCCUAGACUUGAAAAACCUGGCUGGUGUGAAGAUCCAGAGGUGCUACGUUCCACCAAACUUAGAAGUUCUGCACUAUGAGUUGCAUCAUUUCUCCGAUGCUAGCGCGUCAGGAUAUGGAGAGUGUUCAUAUCUCAGAGUGAUCAGCACAUCGGGUGAAGUGCACUGUACUCUAGUCAUGGGAAGGUCAAGAGUUGCUCCCACUAAGGUGACCACCAUACCGAGACUAGAGCUAUCAGCGGCAGUAAUAGCAGUCAAAGUCAGUGACAUGCUCAAAAGAGAGCUUGAAGUGGAUUGUGUGCAAGAAGUCUUCUGGACAGAUUCAAAGAUCGUUCUGGGCUACAUCAGUAACGAAGCCAGAAGAUUUCAUGUGUUCGUAGCUAAUCGUGUAGAACGCAUCAAACAAAGUACAGAAUCUGCACAAUGGAGGUACGUAACUUCGGAGGAAAACCCGGCAGAUCAUGCCUCAAGAGGUCUCUCAGCUGACCAGCUGUUAACAUCUAACUGGUUCACAGGCCCAGACCUGCUUUGGCAGAAAGAGUUACCAACUGGAGAUGUCAAGGUGGGAGAGAUCCCAAGUAGUGACCCAGAGCUCAAGAAGGCCCAAGUCUAUGACACACAGGCAAAAGAGGUGAGGUCAUUGUUGGAUCGCCUACACAAGUUCUCAGAUUGGUCAAGGUUGGUGAAGGCCAUUGCUAGAUUAAAGCGCCUCGCUAGAGAAGUCAAAGGUCUGACGCCACGGUCCUGUGAAGCCACAAGCCUAGAAGAAAGGAGGCAAGCGCAGCUAACCAUAAUAAAAAUAGUUCAAGAAACAAACCUCGCUCAAGAGAUCCAGUAUCUCCAGCAUCACAAGGAGACACCACCGAAGUCUAAGCUGCACAGACUGAAUCCAUUCCUGGAUGAUCAAGGUAUCAUUAGAGUUGGAGGCCGCUUGACUCAUGCUCCCUUACAUCCACAUGUAAAGCAUCCGGCGGUUCUUCCGAGAGACAGUCACAUCUCAUCAUUGCUGGUCAAGCACUAUCAUGAAAGAGUGCACCAUCAAGGCCGGGGAAUGACCACAAAUGAGCUCCGUUCCAACGGCAUAUGGAUCCUCGGAUGCAGCAACCUGGUCUCAUCCCAUAUCUACAAGUGCACCAAGUGCAGGAAAUUCAGAAGAGGUUUGGAACAACAAAGGAUGUCAGAUCUUUCUGUAGACCGAACAGAAGCUACACCACCAUUCACUUUCUGUGGCAUGGAUUGUUUCGGUCCGUUUUACAUCAAAGAAGGGAGAAAAGAGUUAAAGAAGUACGGACUGUUACUCACCUGUAUGUGCUCCAGAGCAAUUCACAUUGAAAUGCUCGAUGACUUGACCUCAGAUGCCUUCAUAAACGCCCUGCGUUCAUUCAUUGCCAUUCGUGGAGCAGUGCGGCAGAUAAGGUGUGAUCAGGGGACAAACUUCGUUGGUGCGAGGCGAGAGUUUGUUGAAGCAUUGAGAGAGAUGGAUCAAGAGGAACUCAAGGAGAGGGGAUGCGAGUUCAUCUUUAAUACCCCAGUCUCAAGCCACAUGGGCGGAGUCUGGGAAAGACAGAUCCGCACCAUCAGAAGUGUUUUGAUGUCUAUCCUAGAACAGUCUGCCAAACAACUUGACUCCUCCUCUCUACGAACAUUCCUAUAUGAAGUCAUGGCAGUAGUGAACAGCAGACCGCUGACUACGGAUAACCUGAAUGAUUCAUCCAGUCCAGAGCCACUGACACCAAACCACAUUCUGACCAUGAAGUCCACAAUCAUAUCACCUCCCCCUGGGAAGUUCGUCAGGGAAGACCUUUACCUCCGGAAGAGAUGGCGUCGAGUUCAACUCCUGGCCAACAACUUCUGGUCACGUUGGAAGAAGGAGUAUCUUUUAAAUCUCCAAAACAGACAAAGAUGGACUAAGGACCGCAGAAAUGCACAGGUCAACGACAUUGUUCUUCUGAAGGAUGAUGGGAUACCACGAAACAAAUGGAAGUUGGCCAAGGUCAUGCAAGUUCAUCCUGGGAAGGAUGGGAGAGUGAGGACGCUCUCGUUGUUACUCAGUGAUCCAACGCUGGAUAAAAUGGGAAGACGCACUUCCAAACCAGUCUACCUGGAGAGACCUAUUCAGAAGACGGUGACGCUGUUGGAAGCAGAAUAAAGACCACAGUGUACCAUUCUCUCACUCUCAGUGUUACUAGCUGGCCUUAUUGAUUGUUAUUGAUGUGUUAAAUGAUAAUAUUUUAAGUAAUGUUCACAUACAUUAUAUAUGUCUCCCAUAAGUUGUUCUAAGAAAAUCACUCGUGAUUUGGUGGGAGUGUAACUGCCCACAUGUCAGUUCAUUUAAUUCUCAUUUAUUUAUUUAUUUUUUGGUUCCUACCUGCCCUUUAAUGAGGCGGACGCAUUGUUUGUAUUUGUUUCUACACGGUACCACUUUAGCGACACACCACCUGGCAGAGCAUGGCAAGGGAGAAACAACACGGUCGGUUGUCUCCACACUCGGUAAAGUUGAUGUAAAGAUAAAGAGUUACAACUUUAAAUGUAAACAAAGAAGACGAAGACAGAAGAAAAGACAAGAUUCAGCCCCUUUGGUAGUGUGCAGCCUACGAGUUCUCACGGGUUGGGUCGGUCGGUGACUGUGAAUAAAUCCUGUUUUUAAACGAGCUCGGGUCUCAUGCUUUACUACCGGGAGGAGCUACAACGGGUUAUGAGGCAGGUGGAGAUGAGCCGUCCAGGGUGCUGAAGACUGAAGAAACAGGCCACUCUACUGAGACUGCUCGACUCUCCUCCACAGGAUCUCCACACGACCAGAGCAGCUUCCCUCUCCUCUGUUGUCAUCCUGUUGGACCUUUCAGCAGUGUUUCACACUGUGAACCGCCAGUUCUAUUUCCUAUAUGGCUUCACCCUCUAAAAGCAAUCAAUCAACCAGUCAGUCAGUCAGUUUGUUACAUAAAAACAUCCCAUACAAGUUCAGUAAAUAUCAUAGUUGUCCGUUCUCAUUAGCAAUGAAACUGAAAUUCAGCUCCCAUUUUUCUUCACUAAGCAUAGACUAAAGGAGAAUGAAAAAGAGAUGUCUUCUUCCAGCGGUGUCUGCUUCGGUUCUGUCUGCUGGGCCACAUCAUGGUGGAUGACGUUUAUGCCAGCUGCGAGUCAAGCCUGGGCUCUAUGUGUGCCAGCCUGGCCCUUGCCCCUCCAUAUUGCGCACCUCCUUCUCCUGUCAGUGAAGCAGUGGAGAGUGGACACCUUUGCUGUUGCAGCAGUGGUGGUGUGGCCUGAGAUGUCUGCUCCUCCUGAUAUCACCUCCCCAGAAAUGUAAUUACAAGUCACUGCGACACAGACCUCCUGGCUAUUUUUGUACACUGCAAAGCAUUUCCCUCAUCCCUUUUGGAUGAUUGCCUUUAAGAACAGAGUUACUUCACAUUAUACAUAAUUUUAACAAAUGUGUAGCAACAUUCAGUACAUGAGUCAUACUGACAGCCAGCAGUCAGCCACAGCUUAAAGCAUAUACUAAUUAAUGUAAUUAUCAUGGAGGACAAAAAAUGACACAAGGCAUACAUAAAUAUGUAUAAAAUAAUGUAUAAAUAAAUCACUGGUCACAUACCCUGGGACAUGUUAUCCACAGCCAUAACGAGAGUUGGUUCCAAAGUCAAAGUCAGUGGGGUUUUUGAAUUGAUUUUUGAAUUCUGGAUUCUUCACAAGUGAACCAGGACAGUGUUAACUUCCUGGUUGCCUUCAGAAAAUGUCAUCAAUGCAGCACUCCACAACAAUGUUUAUCACAUUAUUACACUCAACAACUGCAUCCUUAACCUCAGUUGCUGU
Epinephelus fuscoguttatus (brown-marbled grouper) is the source of this 4481-nucleotide messenger RNA. RefSeq lists its product as uncharacterized. Gene Ontology annotation, molecular function: nucleic acid binding. Lineage: Eukaryota; Metazoa; Chordata; Actinopteri; Perciformes; Serranidae. The record is from RefSeq and is a predicted model, not a curated record. Gene Ontology annotation, biological process: DNA integration. Bases 4 to 2823 code for a protein of 939 amino acids. The transcript has 3 exons.